Diachasmimorpha longicaudata is the source of this 3590-nucleotide messenger RNA. Its product is annotated as zinc finger and BTB domain-containing protein 41-like. Bases 169 to 2781 code for a protein of 870 amino acids. Gene Ontology annotation, cellular component: nucleus. Lineage: Eukaryota; Metazoa; Arthropoda; Insecta; Hymenoptera; Braconidae. The record is from RefSeq and is a predicted model, not a curated record. Gene Ontology annotation, biological process: regulation of transcription by RNA polymerase II. The transcript is spliced from 4 exons. Gene Ontology annotation, molecular function: DNA-binding transcription activator activity, RNA polymerase II-specific; RNA polymerase II cis-regulatory region sequence-specific DNA binding; zinc ion binding.
AAAAUUAAUUCGUAUCGCCGGUUGCUACGACGGAGAACAACGCGCGCCUAAUUUCACAUCGCUAGAGAAACUUUCUCCAAUGCUCAGUGGGAAUGAAAAAAUACAGGUGAAGACGAGUUUUUUUUCGCGUUUCAAGAGGGUUAAACUACCAAAGUGGAGGCCGGCGAAAUGCCAAAACAACGUAAAUCAUCGUCAAUGGACAGAUGUCGAAUUUGUUUGUGUGAUAAUGGUGUAAUGACAGAUAUCUUCAAUCCUGACUUACGGGAAAUGAUCAAGGAUCUCAUCACAAGUACCAAUACUAAUAUUGCUGAGAGUGAUAGUUUUCCAAGAAAUAUCUGUCAUGUUUGCCUUUACAAACUUGACAUGUGGUGUGACUUCAAAGCUCAAUUUCUACGAAGUAAUAAAAUACUUGUGCAUCAGUUGAAAAUGGAAAUAUUAGGUCGAUCGGUAUCGACGAACAAGAGGAAGCUCAGUGACUCCCCUUUAAGCCCAGACCUCAACCACGAUGAUGCAGUUGAUUCCAAAAAAAUUAAGCACGACCUCUCACCACUGCCAGAAAAAUGUGACAAACCAUCUCCAGAAUGUGCAAACUCCCCGGAUCCCUCUGAGAAUCUCAUGGAGCCAUCGCUGAGUCCCCCAGGAAUGCUGGACAGUGCGUCUGGGAGUCAGUCCCAGCGAAUCUCGAGUCCAGCCCUGAAGGCUCGUACGUCAAUCGGUCGACGAACGUCAGAACAGCGUUUAGCCUCCACCCAGCGCUGGGAGGCCCGGAAAAAGGCUCUUCUGGCAGCCACCGGUGAAAAUGACUCUGAUACAGACUCAGUGGCAUCGGAUGACAAUCAGCUGUCUCCAAUUCAGAAGGCGAGGGCCAAAAACAACGCAGAAAAGGAGGCAGAGAGACAACGCCGCUUCAAAGCGUGCAGCAACCUGAACCAGGCCGGCAUCCUCGAGAGUAAUACAACAAAUCCUGCGCUCCAAAAACCCCAGGAAAAUGUCCAGGUGAGCCUCGACAAAAGCGACGACUUCACACCUCGAUCUGUCCAGUCUGAGAUCAUAAUAGGGGACGCAACGUACAUCGUCACGUCGACACUUCUCCUGACGGAGCCCUUCGUCCCUCAGGAUCAACAGCCCCAGGAGAAAGUCUCCGAAGACCUUCCCAAUUAUCAAAACACCGACAUUAUGGAUGCUGUGAAGUUAAGACGCGUCAAUCCCCAGCCCAAAGUGUCCCAGAAUAAUAAAAAAUUGAUCGAGAGAUGUUUAAACAUCGAGGUAGAGGGAACAGAGCUGUCGGCCCUCCAGAAGGUCCAGACGGAGUUGGCGAAGUUCAUCGAGGUCGAGGUGAAGCAGAAAUUGCUGAAUAAUACUCCAGUGGAGGAGAAGGUCGAGCCAAAGCCACAAGACAGUACCAACACACUGGAGCACAAGUUAAAGAGCAUAAUCGAGAAGAGUCUGAAAAAUAAUAUCGACAAUUCGAGGCUGAAGAGAGUGCCAAUGAGUAAAAUUACAAUGGGGGGUAGGGUAAAUAAAACUUUCUCACCGUCAUUCAUCAAAGCUGCCAUGAAAUCUCCGCACUUUCAGCCGAAGGUGGUGCUGAAUCGAUUUGAAUUACCGAAGAUCGAAGAAAUUAUAGAAAUCAGUAAAACAGAGAGGACAGAACAAGACUGUGCGAAGAGCAGUGAAAUAUCCAAGGAUAAUACUCAAAUUUUGAUGACUCCAAAAGAAAAAAAGACUCUAGUUAAAAGCACACGUACUCCCAAUAUAUUAAAGAAUUCUCGAAUUGAUCAGGCAAAUCCCCAGAGUAAAAAGCCCAUUGACUCACAAAGAGAGACUGAAAUAUUGAUUUCAAGUACUGAUAAACAUAUAUGUGGAUUAUGUGGCACUAUAUUCCCAACGCAAUCGCUGGUCGAAGCUCACUACGAGUGUCACAGAUCGACUGCAACAGUUACGAAGCACAAGAUGAUGAGGUGCAAGAGGUGUCAGGAAAUCGUCGAGGCGAAAUUUGUGAAAAUUCACGUGUGUAAGACAAAGCAAUACAAGUGUGAAAUUUGUUGUAAAAGUUUCAAUACUCAGAGCAGUCUGGGUAGACACCUGGAGGAGCACAAGAGCCAGAAGGAGCUGUUGAGCACCGAAAAACCGAGCGUGAAGCAUGCAGGGGAAGAAUCAGCGGGUUUCGUGCCUCCGGUAUUAUCGAUUCCAUCGUGUGAAUCACCACCGAAGGUCGUCCCCCUCGUCGACCAGGUUUCCUGCUUCAUCUGCGACAAGAAUUUCGCCAACGACGAAAUCCUGAAGGAUCAUCUGCAGACACAUUGCGACAAUGCUAGCGAGGGAGAACAGACGUCGGAGAACAAAGUGUACCAGUGUGCAAUAUGUGGUGAAACCCUAGAGUCUGAGUCUCUCCUGGAGGCGCACGUGGAGAAACAUCUCUGCGAUGACGAGGACGAUAAUCCCAAUUUGAUAAAUAUCGAGGGAGCUCUUCAGGUCCAGCCCAGCAAGCAGAUGCACAUGUGUGUCCAGUGCGCCCAAGAAUUUGAUUCUGAACUGAAUCUUGUAAUGCACAUGCAGCAGCACGAGGAAGAGGCUGCCUUUGCUGAAUGGGGGAAGCAGGGUCUCAAGUCCCAGGAGGACCACGUCUGUACCAUCUGCGAGGAGGCCUUCAGCAGUGAAGAAACACUUGCCAAUCAUUUGGAUCUUCACAAUGGCAACUGUCAUAUCUGCGAGCUGUGCGACAGGCCCUUCUGGACACUAGGAGAACUUCAAGAACACGUUGUCAGCCACUGCACGUGAAACCCCACACUGGGGGUUUUCUUUUCACAUGCGGUGGAGAUUUUUGAGGUCAUUAAUUUUGUUCGUUAAAUGGCGAGUUAGACGCGAUUUUUUCUGAUGAAAGAGAACAGUCGUCACGAGAUACCACCAAAAUCAAGCGCAGAAACAUUCGUUCUACAUUUUUUAAACUGUUAGUUCUAUCAACAAUCAUGCGAUUGACUGGAAUUUCAUACUCAAGAAAAUGGGUUUCACCGCUUUGUUACUACUAAAUUUAUAUAAAAUGCAAAACAUUCAAUGAAAAAAUGAGACCGUCAUAUUGGAAAAUCGAAAUUUAAAUCAUCUCACAAUGAAUUAUUGAUCGGUUAAUGUCCACUGACUGCCGAUCGUGGUGGAUCAAAUUUUAUUGAUAAAUCUCUUUUUGUCGUCUCGUUCAUUUGAUCUUCUCGGCCGUCUCCAGGGUGAAUAUAUCCUACAGUAUAAAGUAAUCCUACUGUAUUGUACACGUAAAAGAUAUCUCUAUGCAAAAAAUUAGUUGGAUACUGCAUUGUAAAUAACAGGUGCUUCAUUCACACGUUGAACCUGAUUACUCUUUGGAUUUUUAAUAAUAAAAUGAAAUAAUGGAUAAAAAAAAAAUUUACAUCAAAUGUGUUAUUCAACCGUUUGUAAUUAUUGAAAUUAAAGUGUCUAUCAAUACGACUCCUUGUGUAAUACUACAGCACAGAUACCUCAAACUGAAAAAUGUCGAUUGAACAGUUUUACCAUCGUCGCAAGUUAUUUUUUAUUAUUUGGAUACUUGAAUACUGGAAUAUACAAUACAUAACAUUCUACCA